CGCACCUCGCCGUACCAUUUGCGUGCAGCUUGUCUCUGUAACACAGUGUAGCGCGUGGAUUUAGCGUAAGGUCAUCUCAACACCGUGGCCUCGUUUUGUGUAAGACUUCUCUGACGAUCCAAAAAUGGUAUUCCUGUCAUUGUCCAGAUGGAUUAGAAGCCGCGGACCCGACAGAUAUUGGAAAGUUCAAGAACUUCUCAAGCAUGCACGGCAUUUCAGAGGAAGAAAGAACCGUUGUUACAGUCUGGCUGUACGAGCUGUCACGAGGGCGUUUGUUUACGCUACUAAAGGACGCCAGCUGAAAAAACGCAACAUUAGAAAGCUUUGGAUCACCCGCAUUGCCGCAGCUUCCCGGGAGCACGGAAUGAAGUAUCCUGUACUCAUGAGCAAUUUGACUAAGAGCAGCGUUCAACUCAACCGACGUGUUAUCAGCGACCUGGCCAUCACAGAACCUCGUUCGUUCCUGGCCUUAGCCAAGCUCGCCAGGACCCGGCAGCAAGAAGGCUUCUUUGUAGCGUUGGGUGACGGCAAAGAACCUCCUGGUGUCUUCUCCCGUGUUGUUGUGCAACAGUAAUGGAUGCACUACUGGUCCCAGUUCUGUGGAAAUGUUUAGUGGAUACAUGAUUUAUUUAAUUUAGUUUUUUUAAGUUGUCAUUUGCAGCAUAAGGGAUUUAAAAAGUUUUGUUUUGUGAAACUAUCAAUAAUGCAAGUGUAUUAUUGGUAAAUGAUGAGAUGGUGAAUUUUUACAACUCUUAUUUAGAAGCCUUCUCACUGCAAUUGUGUUUAGGAACAAUUUGAUGUCAUACCAAAUCAUGUGUUUACUUAAAUUCAACAAUUACUCUUGAUGGUGCAAACCUGAAAUGUCUCGUCAUCAUUUUUCUCCUUAUGUAAAUAUUUAUUUCUCAGGAUUGUCCUUUGAGUGUUCAGUUAUUAUUAAAAACAUUUUGAUAUACA
This is a messenger RNA of Syngnathus typhle (broad-nosed pipefish), 954 nucleotides long. RefSeq names its product mitochondrial ribosomal protein L20 (gene mrpl20). The record is from RefSeq and is a predicted model, not a curated record. Gene Ontology annotation, biological process: ribosomal large subunit assembly; translation. Lineage: Eukaryota; Metazoa; Chordata; Actinopteri; Syngnathiformes; Syngnathidae. Gene Ontology annotation, molecular function: rRNA binding; structural constituent of ribosome. Gene Ontology annotation, cellular component: ribosome. Bases 125 to 574 code for a protein of 149 amino acids. The transcript has 4 exons.